AUGUCUGAAACCGAGUCCGGGAAACGCAAGGCCUCGACCGCCGGCCUUGCCGCACAUAACCGCCCUGUCAAGCGCCGAGCCUCCAAGGCAUGUUGUUGUUGUCGAGCACGUAAAGUGCGCUGUGAUGUGGUGGAAAAUGGAUCACCAUGUACCAAUUGUCGUCUAGACCAAGUCGAAUGUGUGGUCACAGAAAGCAAACGGAGAAAGAAGUCUCGUGUUGAGGUGGAAAAUGCUCAUGCAGACUCCCCUGGUGAGGUCUCGGAAGACAAUCCCUUGCAUGCGAUUCAAGGUUUGCCUGAUAUGGCUCCAACUUCGCCAUCACAGGCUUCAGUGGAUAUAGAUCAUGGGCAACAUAUGCCACAUUUACUAUAUCAAACACAGGCAAACCGAAUCGGCUGUGAUGAUCUAUAUCGUCAUGGUCGUCGUAUGGCGGCAACCCCCGCGGUCCCCACUUCAAUGCCUCUAGCCAACGCGACUCUGCAAAUCCAACAAUUGCUCGACCCGAACUUCGGAACCCAACGAACCGCCGGUGAUUACUUACCUGACUACAUUCGUGGCUUACCCGCCCGGUUUCAGAAGGAGGAUAUCGAGUACCUCGCCGCGAAGGGCGCCCUGACUAUUCCCGAUAUCAACUUGCGAAACGAACUCCUGAAGGCCUAUAUUCACUAUGUGCAUUCGUAUAUGCCGCUGUUGGAUCUGGAAGAGUUUCUACAGACAAUCGUGCAGAAUGAUGGCGUGCAUCGCAUUAGUCUCCUCUUGUUUCAGGCUGUCAUGUUCGCGGGAAUGGCUUUUAUUGAUAUGAAGCAUCUCCAAGCUGCGGGCUAUCAGACCCGUAAAGCUGCGCGCAAGAUUUUCUUCCAGCGUGCACGCUUGCUCUAUGAUUUCGAUUAUGAGGUAGAUCGUAUCUCUCUUGUUCAAUCCUUGCUUCUCAUGACCUACUGGUAUGAGACUCCUGAUGAUCAGAAGGAUACCUGGCACUGGAUGGGUGUUAGUCUGUCCCUGGCUCAUACAAUUGGUCUGCAUCGAGAUCCUGGGAACUCGCGUAUGGAUCUUCGUCGCCAGAGAAUGUGGAAACGCAUCUGGUGGAGUACCUAUACUCGCGAUCGAUUGAUCGCGUUGGGUAUGCGGAGACCUAUGCGUGUAAAAGAUGAUGACUGUGAUGUGCCGAUGUUGACGCUGGAUGACUUUGAAUUCCAAGCCUUCUCACCGGAAAUUGUGAAGAUGGUUGGUGAUUCAGAGAUCCUGCAGAAUAUCAGCCACCAACGAGAGUUGGCGCUGAUGUUCAUUGAGAAGGCUAAGCUGUGUCUCUGUGUGAGUCAUGUGCUUUCCGCUCAGUAUUCGGUUCUCAGUCAUAAGUUCGGAGGUACAAUGGAGACUACCAUGAUGCUUGUCCCGAAGAAAUCAACGGCCGAGUCAUUUGAGGUGCGAAGAUGUGACCAGGAACUGGAGGAUUGGGUCGCCAAUCUCCCUGUGGAAACUCAAUAUACACCAUCCGGAGUUUCAAAACUUCCUGAGGCUCGUGAGGUUCUACACUCUCAUCGGGCUCUCUUGAAGAUGGUCUAUCUUACUACCUCCAGUGCUCUUCAUCGCCCUCAGGUCCUGCCCGCCGUUCCUUACCCAUCUAUGGAUUCCGAGUUGCAGGAGCUCUCUCGCCAGAAAGUCCGAUACGCCGCAGUGGAAAUCACCAACAUUGCCCAGGACCUCCACAUUCUAGACUUGACUCGCUACUAUCCUACCACCGGAGUCACGGUUCUUCUCCCCGCAGUCAUUAUUCAUCUACUCGAUAUCAAGUCCACCGACCCCAGCGUUCGCAUGACCAGUCUCCAGCGUUUCUACCAAUGCAUGCGCAUCUUACAACGUCUCCGUGAGAUCUAUGCCUCAGCCGACUUCGCCACUUCAUUCUUGGAAGCCGCAAUCCGAAAGGCUGGUAUUCAACUCACGGUCGCACCGCAAGACGUGCAUUCUAAGCGUUCUCGCAAGACCACCGUGCCUACCACCAGCAGUGAUCCCUUCGAUUCUUUAUCUCGCAAUAACACCUUGACCCCUCCACCCGAUUCUCUGGCUCAGAAGAUCCCCGACCUUACAUAUCCACAAAAGGCCCCCGCAGGCGGGCGGUCUACGGGUGGCUUGUUCGUUGCGACACCUCCACACUCUGAUGGUAGUGAAAAUGGCAGCACGAACAAUAUCAACCCUACCCACGACGCCUUUGCGAUUCCAGAAUUGAACUCUGAACUCAGUCUUACGGAAUUGAUGGAUCUGGCCAAUGAUGCUGAAGUUACUCAGAAUGACUUUGACGCGCUUAUCAAUUUCGAUGAUGCUGGUAAUGAGUUCUUUGCCGAUGAAUCUGCUCAAUCACAGGCGCAGACACAGAACCAGAACCAAUCCCAGUCUCAUUCUCAGUCCCAAUCUAUGGAUGAUAAGGGCUUUGAUUUCGCUAUUGAUAAUAUGACUAUUCUCGGCUUUGAUACCGAUAAGUAUACUGAUAAGUCUAUGGAUUUUGCGGAUCGUGCGUCCUCGGGUCCUGAUUUUUCUACCGAGGCUCAUUCUCGGUCUGGGCUGACGAGUGAUCUUGAUACGGAUCUUGGAAUUACCCUGGAAUAA
Molecule: messenger RNA, 2601 nt
Organism: Penicillium malachiteum
Lineage: Eukaryota; Fungi; Ascomycota; Eurotiomycetes; Eurotiales; Aspergillaceae
Gene: farB1
Product: putative C6 transcription factor (Ctf1B)
Exons: 3
Coding region: 1-2601 (866 amino acids)
Biological process (GO): regulation of DNA-templated transcription; DNA-templated transcription
Molecular function (GO): zinc ion binding; DNA binding; DNA-binding transcription factor activity, RNA polymerase II-specific
Source: RefSeq, a predicted model, not a curated record